Vanessa tameamea is the source of this 1677-nucleotide messenger RNA. Its product is annotated as putative fatty acyl-CoA reductase CG5065. Gene Ontology annotation, molecular function: alcohol-forming very long-chain fatty acyl-CoA reductase (NADP+) activity. NCBI's taxonomy places the organism in Eukaryota, Metazoa, Arthropoda, Insecta, Lepidoptera, Nymphalidae. The transcript is spliced from 11 exons. Gene Ontology annotation, cellular component: peroxisome. The record is from RefSeq and is a predicted model, not a curated record. Bases 100 to 1434 code for a protein of 444 amino acids. Gene Ontology annotation, biological process: long-chain fatty-acyl-CoA metabolic process.
AUCGCCCCGUUAGGUUUAACUUCACUCCGUGUCAAACCGUAAGAGGCUCUGCACCUAAAUAACUAACGGACGCCGAAGGCAUCUUAACGAGUCUUCAAAAUGUACAAAACGGUCGCAGAAUGCUACGAAGGGCAAUCUGUUUUUCUGACUGGAGGCACCGGUUUUCUAGGAAAGGUGAUCUUAGAAAAAUUACUAUACAGUUGUCCUGGAUUAGACAAAGUUUACGUAAUGGUCCGAGACAAGAAAAACACGGUUGCGCAGCAAAGAAUCCAGAAGAUUCUGGAACAGCCGAUUUUCUCGAGAUUAAGAGAUGAAAAUCCCAAAGCCUUUGACAAAAUUGUUCCAAUCGUGGGCGACAUCUCCGAACUUAAACUCGGACUCAACGCUCAGGAUGAAGAACUUCUAACUAGUAAGGUUUCGAUAGUAUACCACGUUGCUGCAACAAUCAAGUUCAACGAACCAUUAGAAGUUGCUAUGAACAUUAACGUGGCCGGUACCAAAAGGGUAAUCGAACUCAGUCAUCGCAUGAAGAAUAUUAAGGCCUUUGUUUACGUUUCAACUGCUUAUUCGAAUUCAGACAGAGAUGUUAUAGAGGAAGUCAUAUAUCCAGCGCCAGCUUCUUUGAACGAACUGAAAAAGUUACUAGAGAUUGGACUAACUGAAGAACAAGUAAAGAAUCUUAUAGGUAACAGACCCAAUACGUAUACAUUCACAAAAGCGAUUGCGGAGAACCUGAUAGCUGACAAUAGUGACCGCAUACCAUCUGUGAUAAUCCGACCAUCUGUAGUAUCUUCCAGCAAAACGGAGCCUCUUGUUGGAUGGAUUGACAACUGGUUUGGAGCGUCCGCCCUCAUUACUACAAUCUCUAAGGGCUUGAACCGUGUUAUCCUCGCUCAUCCUUCAAAUUGUCUUGAUCUCAUACCAGUUGAUUAUGUUUCAAAUUUAAUAAUUGUUGCUGCUACGAAAUGUAAAAGGUCAAAAGAUGUCGCAGUAUACAAUUGCAGUUCGAGUGCAGAAAAUCCAAUAAAAGUGAAACGUUUGAGUGAACUUAUCAUUGAAGAUGCUUACAAGAAUAAAUGUUAUGAUGUACCAUUGCCAUUCGUGUACUUCACGCAGAAUAAAAUGCUGGUAUUCCUUAUAACGCUGAUACUGCAAACGAUACCGGCCUAUAUAGGAGACAUAAUUUUAUUGUUAAUAGGAAAAAAAGCCAGAUUCAUAAAAAUCCAAGCCAAAGUAUCGUUGGUCCGAAAUACAUUGGAAUAUUUCUCAUCAAAUAAUUGGAUCAUAAAGGCGUCAAAGACGAGAGCUUUAGCGCAGUCUCUCUCACCAAUCGACAAAGAAACAUUCCCUUGCGACCCGGCAGAUAUUGUGUGGGACGAAUACAUUCCAACUUACUGUGCGGGUAUAAGAAAAUUUUUAUUACCAAAGACGUAAUAAAAUUAUGAUUCGUUUAAUUCUCCGACUAAUAAAAAUAUUUAUAAGUAUUUAACAUAAUAGAGCAAAAGUGGUAUACAAAAAGAACAAUUUGCUUUUCUAUUUAUUAUAUUUAGAAAGAUAAAUAAAUAAUAAAUGAGCUAUUUAAUGUCGAUUGUCUUAUGGAAGAACCCCACUUACCUAUGUACUAGCAAUAUAUAAUUACAACGCAAUGACUUGCGAGAGGAUUAGCGGAAAAGAAAA